GUUCACACGCUCGUCUGUUUGCGACAUUAAGAGGGCGGUAUGAGAUUUUCCGACUGACCGGCAGCAGCCACCACCACGACGAGACCUCGAGGCAGCAAGUCGAAGGCCGGAGGGAGGGGCCAGAGCAAUGGAUGGGACGAUUUUUUCUGCUGUGCCCCAGGAUUCCAACACUUCGCGCUACUCGCGUGCCAGAAAAGGUGCAGUGCUGGCAUGAGAACGAGUUGUUAAAUGCUGAAGCAAGUGCUUGAUCAUCGAGCACAGCAGGUGUUUGGAAGGCACUUGGCGAGAUAACGAGGCUUCUCUCAAAAAGCCAACGGUUAUUUUUUUGGUAUAUGCAGAGUGAGGCCUCGGCAUUUUCAAGCAUGAUUUCCCUUCCAGAGGAUUAUAGGCAGUAGAAUAUCAUCAAAACCGAAGAAGUCAACUGAAAGGAAGGAAGACAUGGCCGCUCAUUAUGCCAUAAGUGCCUCAGAAGAUGAUGGUGUAAUAAGGCAGCGGCUCUUGACAAGGACAACCACCACCAGAGGAGAGCCACCUUUGAAAAAGCUUUUGAAAAAGUUUCUUGCAUUCGCAGGCGAAGUUGAUAAAGAUUCUGACAAUUAUGCAGAUUGUGAGAAGUUGUACAAAUCAUUCUUGCAAGAGUUGGGUACAUUUGAGCUCCCUCUUAUCAAGACUAAGGCUGUGGUUGAUGCCAACAAGCGAGAACAAGAAAGCUUCAAGAGGCUUCAAGCAGAACUGAGCAAACAAAUCAACCAGGCACAAGAUGAUAUUGAGGACUUGAAACUUCAACUCGAGGAAGGAAAAAUCGAAAGGCAACACAAGGAGGAAUGUGAAGCCAUCAGAAGACUGAUUGGUGCCCAACCGCCUCGCUCAGAAACUCAGAAGGCUUUGAAUGAACUAGAGAAAGAGUUAGUUAUACUGGAGGCUGAAAAUACCGCCGCUGCGAGGACUCUGGAAAUCAGAAAGAAACAGUUUGCUCUUCUUUUGCACGUGGUCGAUGACCUUCAGAGCACUAUCGAGGAUGAGCAGAAGAAUCCCUUGGAUCUUGAUCUUGUCCCCUCAACAUCAGGUGUCCCCAGUAGUGUAGAUGCUGGAACGACGGCAGAGCCAAUGGCCGUCGACCCAGUUUGAUUUACAUGUCACUUGGCUUUGUAUGGUGGGGAAACACAAACCUACGGGUGAAACUACUUCAGUUCGUCUUUCCGAUAAUGGGAAGAGGAUAUCAAUGGACGAGAAUCAAUUGCUGGGCUGUAGGGUAUGAACAACGGGCCCAUGUGUGCAUGACUUGGUGGUGAAGUCCGGAGAUUCGUUGCAGGCAUUCUCUAGAAGUCAAAAUUACCGUAGAUAAUGUAAACCUUGUCUUCUUGACAGCAGAUAGUUGCAGAGACUUGAAGUUCUUUCCCUUGGAUAGAAAAGGGUGGCAAGAGUCUUAUGCGAUAGAGGGUGAUUCUGUGUCCGUCAUCAGAAGUCCAGCGAACAUGUACAAUGGAUAGGAGAGCUUGACAGCAACUUGUAAUUAACUCUUCGUAAGGGUCAGUCGCAUCGGCAUUCAUAGGAACCGAGACUAAUGUCAACUUCCCUCAAUUCUUAAUACACUUCGGUCUGGUUGAAGGGAA
Messenger RNA from Marchantia polymorpha subsp. ruderalis, 1613 nucleotides. The record is from the annotation of a GenBank genome assembly. NCBI's taxonomy places the organism in Eukaryota, Viridiplantae, Streptophyta, Marchantiopsida, Marchantiales, Marchantiaceae.